Messenger RNA from Trichogramma pretiosum, 3832 nucleotides. Its product is annotated as tetratricopeptide repeat protein 17. Gene Ontology annotation, molecular function: protein binding. The transcript has 11 exons. The record is from RefSeq and is a predicted model, not a curated record. Gene Ontology annotation, cellular component: cytoplasm; actin cytoskeleton. Lineage: Eukaryota; Metazoa; Arthropoda; Insecta; Hymenoptera; Trichogrammatidae. Bases 641 to 3046 code for a protein of 801 amino acids. Gene Ontology annotation, biological process: actin filament polymerization.
CAAGCAGGCUGUUGUUGUUUCGUAGCAGAAAGUUCGCGAUCGUGCACUGCACUUCUCGUUCGAAAGCUACGUAAAGGAGUCUCGAAAAAUUGGGAAAUGUAUCGGCUCUCCCCGACAACUGUCAAAAGCACAAUAUCGCGUCGUCUCGCGCCGACAGUUGUGAAUUAUUAUUCGCGUCGCGAUUGAUAAAUAAUAAACGGCGCACGUUGGAGGAUAAGAAAAAAACGCGAUAGGCGCGAUAACAAUGGGACGUGCAUCGACGACGACGACGACGACGACUACGAAACUUAUGCAGCUUAUACAGUUUUCUUGCGUGCAACAGUUGAAAACGAUCACGCGAUGAGUGAUUCGAUUCGAAGGGGCCAAAGACAGAGAGGACAGAACCUGCAAACGGCACACACACACGUGUGCGCUACUUUUGUUUUUGAAUCAUCCGACCGCAUCUUGUUAAUUGCACACUGAGUGUGAAUGCUCGCUAACGAGCUCCUGCCACCUCGUGUCGUGGUAACGUCGCUUUUGGUCGUUGCAUCGUGCGGGAGACCCAUCGUUGCUGCCGGCUCAUGGAGGAUCGAUACAUUGAUAUCGAUAACACCCGUCAUUGAUCUCGAUAAAUAUAUUAUAAAUACACGACUGCACCACGAUGCAUCGAUUCAUGCAGUUUUCCAUACUGUUGAUGGUAUUUUUUGAAAAUAUCAUCAACGUACCAGGAUCGAGUCACUGGGUCGUGACGGACGAUGGACUAAUCCGAUCUAUGGGAAUUUCAAAAUUUCAAAGAAAUAGAGAGUCCUAUGAUCUUAUAACAUUUUUGGAUCAAGCAAACAAGCAAGAUUCUGUCAACGAACUCUUGAGAACCAUGAAAGAAAGAAAGGCAAUGAUCCAUAAACUAUUUAGAGGACUACAUUCUGCAUCUGAGGUGGAAAAUGGCCUGCAUAAGACUGAUCACGAUUGUAAAAUGACAGAAAAAUAUGAUGUUGAUUUAGAUAUGCAUCAGAGCAUUGUGAUGGAUGGUGGCUUUAGAGAUGGAAUAAAAAGCGAGGAUUUUGGUUUAGAAGAAAUGCCUAUUGAUAGGAAAACAAUGGAUCCAAACUGUACAGAAACUUUCCCAUUGAAUUUCCAUAUGCUCACUUUUGAACAUUUACAAGGUAUGCGAGAUAGAAGGGAACUUACUCAAAAACCAGAAAAAAGUCUCAUGAAGUAUAUACCACCUUUUAUGGAAUUAGAAGAUCUAGGAAGUAAAAUUGCUCAUGGAUUGAAACAAAACAAAACUUCUUGGCUACAUUUAAACUUAGCUAGUAUUUAUUGGAGGAUAAAAGGGGAUGCUUACAAUGCUAUAGAAUGUGCAAGAAGAGCAGUUGUGAAAGCUCCUAGGUUGUACAGAGAUAUACCUUUAUUAAGUGUAGGAGGGAUUUUACAUGCUACAAAUUAUUCAACAGAUGCGGUAACUGUUUUAAAUACAGCCAUAGAUUACAAGCCAACUGAAAGUCUACAUCACUUGGCUCUUGCAAACGUCUAUGCACAUUUAGGAGAAUAUAAUAAAUCAAUUGAAUGCUAUGAUAAUGCUCUGAAACUAAACCCUCGUCUCGACGUUGCUAGAGGGGCUAAGCAUCAAAUCCGUUGUAAUUUAAAAUUGGAAAAUUUAUUGAGUGCUUUACAUCAACAAUUACUGGAUAUAUUGGCAGAGCUUCGAGCUUAUCAUAGUGAACAGACUGAGUUAUUAAGUUUUCAAGAAAAAAUUUUAUGGGAAGAUUUGAAACAAAUGCCAUUUUUGACUACCCCAGAAGGUAUUCUGGAUGAUGAGUUUGACUCUUUGUUAUCAACGAGAGGUCAAUCUUGUAUGCAAAGGGGCGAAGAUCAAUCAAUACUUUCUUGCGAUGUUGUGUCAGAGAGGCAAGUGUUCGCCCAGAAAUUGCAGAUGGACCUUCAAGUAUUGAAAAAUUUUGAAAAUCGAGCCAAAGAAAUACGGGAACGUAUGACAAAGUCAAAAACAAGCGAGGAUAUAUAUGAACAUUUAAUUCAACUACCGGAUUAUUCAAAAGUUUCUUCGGUAUUUAUGGAUCCAACUGACAGGCCUAAAUACCAUAAUUUAGAAAUAAAAAGGUCCGUUCACGAAUUUGAACAGACCAAUUGGCCCAAAAAUUCAUUAUGCGAAAAUAUGAUGCCUUUUACCGACGUGAAACAAUAUAUCCCAGUUUACUUACCACCAGAAAAUAAAGGCUUUGUGACUUACUUAUUCGUAAAUGAAUUGAUCGGAAUGAGUUCAGUAAAGGAGCAUCCACUGCCCUGGUAUCCACCAAUUUGUAAGGGAUCAAAACCGUUCAAUCCAAAGUAUAUUCCAGCCGAAUUGAUUAAAGCUACAAUGGGCUACAAUAAUCUGCCUGACUCGAGUUUAGCUCCUCACCUCACGGCUUUAGUGGAAAAUUCCGAGCUAUCCGAGAUCGGUCAGCGCAUUCUAACUGCUACUAAUUCCAAAGUCGCCGCGCCGUGGGUAUUAUCGAUGCUCGCCUCGCUGUACUGGCGUAUCGUCGGGAAACCUCGCAACGCCCUAGACUGCCUUCAGCUGGCCCUCGAUACCGUACCUGACAAAUUCAAAGACGUUCCCCUCGUUAGCGUAGCCUCGAUUAGUCACAAAUUCAGCCUCAUCGACAACGCGCUGUCCGCCGCGCAAGAGGCCUACAAGACCAAUCCCGUCGAGCCGAUGACCAACUUCAUGUACGGGACGUUGCUGCAUCUGAAGGGAAACUAUUCGGGCGCGAUCUACCACUUGAAGCAGACGCUGCGCGUGGAGCCGGACGCCAUGGACGGCCGAGCUCUGACGAUACUUCAGACGAUCGCCUGCCAGCAGAGAUUGAUCCAAAUUAAAACAGGCUCGAAAAGCGAUGACACUGCGACGUGGUGCAUUGGAAUCACUGAUUUGCCGGAUAAAUUCGAGACCCAUCAUACUCGGCUAGACGAGAGUAUUUUGUGCGAUAACGACGGUAGAAAUUGUAAACGCGUUCAAUGUUUCGCCGUUCAAAUUGACCCCGAUACGUUGUUGCCUGAUGUCUAAUGUUUUGCCUUAAUUACGUGAUAUUAAGACUUGAAAAGUAAAACAAACAAAAAUAACUGACCAAAGGAGUUGCAACGAGUUGACUCAUAUAGAAAAUAUAUUACUUAUUAUAAAAGUUGAGUUGAAUGAGUGGGUUAUCAAGAUGAUUGAAUGAUAUUUUGUAUGAAGCAUAUUUUUAUAUUUCUGAGAAUAUAAUUCAAGUUUAGAAUAUUUACGAUGUACUUGUUAAAAUAGUAUAAAAAAUGUUUCUGUUGACUUUACAUCGAUGUAUCUAUUGAAAAGGAUACAUUGUAACUAGUUCCUCAAAACAGUUCGUAUAAACUUAAUUGUAACUAUAAUUUAAACUGAUAAUGCAGGCAUUAGUUUUAGACGAGAGAAGGAAGUACAUAGUUAACACUUGAAAUGUUUAUGUAAUCCAAGUGCAAUUUUAAUGUUUUGCAUUUUUUAAAAAAAAAGUGAUGUAAUUUUUAUUCAUACAAAUUAAAUAUCUUUAGUUUAUUCAUUGUAACAAUGAUGUUCAUCAACUGUCAUUUUUGUAUACAAUUACAAAUGAUCUUAUAUUUAUAGCGGUUGAAAAAAAUUGUUACGGACGAUUGAGCUUUGAAGAUGGAUCCAGUGUAACGUCGAUCGAAUUUUCUUUGAUGUACGUGUGUCAAAGGGACCAAACGAUGCUUUUUCGUGCACGAAAACAUCGAUUUAGUCUUGAUUUUUAUUACUUUGAUUUCUUGUGGUACACGUUGUUUUCGCUACUUAGUUUAAACCGAAAAUAAAAAAGAGAAAGCUUAA